Molecule: messenger RNA, 1382 nt
Organism: Ceratitis capitata (Mediterranean fruit fly)
Lineage: Eukaryota; Metazoa; Arthropoda; Insecta; Diptera; Tephritidae
Gene: Set
Product: protein SET
Exons: 5
Coding region: 243-1043 (266 amino acids)
Biological process (GO): nucleosome assembly
Cellular component (GO): chromatin; nucleus
Molecular function (GO): histone binding; chromatin binding
Source: RefSeq, a predicted model, not a curated record
AAAUUUGCCGGCAUUCAACGCAUUCGCCAUUUAUUUCUGAUCGUCACUUUGCAACAGUUUUGUGCGGCUUUUCUCAAUUGGUAUUGUAAAAAGAAGAAAAAGGGAGGAAGAAAUAAUUACAAAUUGCGCUUCUUCGUGAGUAAAAACUGUCACGGUGUAACGACUGUACUCAUUUGUAUUUUCAGUGGAAGUGUAAAACUAGCAGAAAGGUUUUAAAUUAAUUAAAUCGUGAAAUUACCGACAUGUCCAGUCAGCCAAGCAAAAAAGCUAAGUUGUCGAAUGAUGGCGAUGGCAACGCGGCAUCUGCUAACGCGCCCAAUGAAGAGGAGUCUGAAGCUCUAGAGCUUAUUGAUGCUUGUCAAAAUGAGAUUGAUGCACUUAAUGAAAAGGCCAGUGAGGAAAUACUGAAAGUAGAGCAAAAAUAUAAUAAAUUAAGGAAGCCAUGCUAUGAAAAGCGUAGUGAGUUGGUGAAACGGAUUCCUAACUUUUGGGUGACAGCGUUUAUCAACCAUCCACAAGUGUCUGCUAUUUUGGAUGAAGAAGAGGAAGAAUGCCUGCAUGCACUUACUAAAUUAGAAGUAGAAGAGUUUGAGGACAUAAAAUCGGGAUACCGCAUUCAUUUCUAUUUUGACGAAAACCCUUACUUUGAAAACAAGGUGCUUACUAAAGAAUUCCACUUAGGUUCGGGAAAUACGGAGAAUAGCGACUGUCCAUCGUCAACGAGUACACCCAUACAAUGGAAGGAUGGUAAAGACCUUAUAAGGUCAUGCAUGACAAAGCCGUAUCAGCAAAAUAAGCGGAAAAGACCUGCGGACUACAAAACGUUUUUUGACUGGUUCUCCGAUAAUACUGAUCCCGUUAAUGAUGAAAUUGCAGAACUGAUCAAAGAUGACUUAUGGCCAAAUCCUCUUCAGUAUUAUUUGGUACCUGAUAUUGAGGUUGAACCAGAAGACGAUGAAGAUGACAAUGAGGAUAAUGAAGAGGAACUCUUUGAUGAUGAUGACGCAGAAGGUGAAGAUGAUGACGAAGAAGAUGAAAAAUAAACAGCGCUAAAAGUUUGAUUUCUUAAAAAGUCUUUUCAAACAACGUCAAAAAUAAAUGUCUUUUAUAGUAAGAAAUAUAAUCAAAAGUGUCCAACAGUUUGAUAUUUCUUUACAUUCAAACUAAAUUUAAUCUUGACAUAACUAUCGAAUAGAAUAUCGUUUUUACGUUUCUUUAGUUUUAAAGGAUUUUCUAUUUGUUGAGUUGUAAAAAAUUGCUGCGCUAUAUUGCUUGUCAAAAGACUAUAAUUUCCUUAAUAUGAAAUUAAUGUAAAUGGAUACUUACUUCAUGGACAGAACGUAAUUCUCGUAAGAGAUUGGAAAUAAAUGGUCGAAAACCGA